Rotaria sp. Silwood1 is the source of this 801-nucleotide messenger RNA. Lineage: Eukaryota; Metazoa; Rotifera; Eurotatoria; Philodinida; Philodinidae. The record is from the annotation of a GenBank genome assembly.
AUGACAGCAUCGCCAGCUACAAAUGCUGCACUUCUUCAAUCAUUACAACGUGUACGUGAACGACAAAGUCGUGUUGAUGUAGUUUCACCAUCACGUCCACAAAAUAACGUUCCUAACAAUUCAUUACCAAUCGAAACAAUCACAACAGGUCCUAUUAAUGAACGACCUAAAGUUACAACGCCUGUUAAAGUUGUACGUCUACCAAAAACUGUAAUUCAAGAACCAUCAAAUACAUCACCUGUUUAUAUUCAAUAUCCACAACAAACAUACCCAACAAAUACAAAAUUAAUUCGUACAGAGCCUCAAGUCGUCGUACUCGAUUCACACCCAAGUAAACAAUCAUUAUUGAAUUAUCCUCAACGAAUUAACAAGUAUCAAACGAGAUAUUAUCCUGAUACAGAAAUUUUACUUAACCAAUCAAACUCUUCUGUUUAUCGAUAUUGUCAAUGUUGUGCUCGUGGUCGUCUUGCUUCAUCAUGUCCAUCAUGCUAUUUUUGUGAAUUAUUCUAUGGUUGUCCACUUUAUUGUUGGAUAUUGACUUUUCUUCUUCUUCUUCUACCUAUGCUUGCUCUUUUCGGAUGGCUCCUUUCAGAACAACCAGCAAUUAAUCCUGCUAAACGACAAUAUAUAACAGAACAAUCUUCAAUUGUUCAAAAUGAUGUUUAUGAUGUAAUGCAUAAUUGUGCAGUACCAUAUUGUACUAAUGCAUCCCCUGCAACAACAAUUAAUCAAUUAUAUCUUACUUAUCAUGAUUAUUCAGCAACACAAAUAAGUUUUAAUGAAGAAACAAAACAAUAUUAA